Messenger RNA from Drosophila serrata, 1203 nucleotides. RefSeq names its product Odorant receptor 24a (gene Or24a). Lineage: Eukaryota; Metazoa; Arthropoda; Insecta; Diptera; Drosophilidae. Gene Ontology annotation, cellular component: plasma membrane. Gene Ontology annotation, biological process: sensory perception of smell; detection of chemical stimulus involved in sensory perception of smell. Gene Ontology annotation, molecular function: odorant binding; olfactory receptor activity. The record is from RefSeq and is a predicted model, not a curated record.
AUGUUGUUACCACGCUUCCUAACCACCUCGUAUCCCAUGGAGCGGCAUUAUUUUGCAGUGCCAAAAUUUGUAUUAUGGCUGAUUGGCUUAUAUCCGGAAAAGGAGCGUACUUUAGCAGUGAAAUUGUGGUUUUUCUUCAAUUUUUUUAUUCUCACCUAUGGUUGCUAUGCCGAGGCUUACUAUGGUAUUCAUUAUAUACCGAUUAAUAUAGCCACCGCGUUGGAUGCUCUCUGUCCUGUGGCCUCUAGCAUUUUAUCCUUGGUCAAAAUGGUCUCCAUUUGGUGGUAUCAAGAGGAGCUAAAGAGUUUACUUCAAAGGGUGAGAUUUCUAACGGAGGAGCAACAGAAAUCGGAGCGAAAGUUGAAUCACAAAAAGAAGUUCUAUACAUUGGCUACCAGGUUAACUUUUUUACUGCUGUGUUGUGGUUUCUGUACAAGUACUUCGUACUCGGUAAGACAUCUCAUCGAUAAUGUCCUAAGACGAGCUCAUGGCAAGGAUUGGAUUUAUGAGACGCCUUUUAAAAUGAUUUUUCCCGAUCCUUUACUACGACUUCCCUUAUAUCCCAUCACCUAUAUCCUGGUCCAUUGGCAUGGUUAUAUCACCGUAGCUUGUUUUGUAGGAGCCGAUGGUCUCUUUCUGGGUUUCUGUUUAUAUUUCACGGUUUUACUUUUCUGUCUACGUGAUGAUGUUGGAGAUUUAUUGGAGGUUAAGAAUAUCGAGGAAUUUCCCACGUUAGAGCAAGAAGCUAGAAUAGUUUGGAAAAUGGAAAGACUUGUGGAUCGUCAAAAUGAAAUUGCAGAACUUACCCAGAGGUUAUCUGGUGUUAUGGUGGAGAUAACAUUGGCUCAUUUUGUAACCUCAAGCCUGAUUAUAGGCACUAGUGUGGUGGAUAUUUUAUUGUUUUCUGGCCUGGGCAUUAUAGUAUAUGUGGUCUAUACUGCCGCCGUGGGCGUUGAAAUCUUUCUUUAUUGCCUAGGAGGUUCUCACAUUAUGGAAGCGUGCUCCGAUUUGGCUCGUUCUACAUUUGCUAGUCACUGGUAUGGACAUAGUGUUCGUGUACAAAAGAUGACUCUUUUGAUGAUAACUCGAGCUCAGCGAGUCCUGACCAUUAAAAUACCCUUCUUUUCUCCUUCUCUGGAAACACUAACUUCGAUCUUACGCUUUACGGGCUCUUUGAUAGCUCUGGCUAAAUCAGUUAUUUAA